Phalacrocorax carbo (great cormorant) is the source of this 1893-nucleotide messenger RNA. The record is from RefSeq and is a predicted model, not a curated record. Lineage: Eukaryota; Metazoa; Chordata; Aves; Suliformes; Phalacrocoracidae.
GCUGGAGAUGAUCUCCUACAUGGAUCAGAAGGAGGAACUGUGGCUCUCCCACCUCCACGCCUGCGAAGGGAAGACCGUUCUGAGUGGCACCUGUCCAGCUGAAGAUGGGAUUGUGAGCAAGAAAGAAGAAAAUGCCCACCAAGGCAUCCCCAGGCCAGUGGAGCCCAAGGGUUUACCCUCGGGACUCUCCAAGGCGAACAGUUCCCAGAGUCCUGUGCAGGACCCAGUCCUCCCACGCAGGUCAGAAAGGGUUCAGAGACCUCUGGGAAAGAGGCAAAGCCAGGUGAUGCUGCAUGGGAAAAAUUUCAGGAGGCUGCCAGAUAUUAUCCAGCAGAGAAAUCCUUCUGUGGGGAGACUAACAAUAUGUGCGGACUGUGGGAAGAGCUUCCGGGUGAGCUCCAACUUUGUCCAGCAUCGGAGAAUCCAUACUGGAGAGAAACCCUUUGCCUGUGCCGAGUGUGGGGAGAGGUUCCGGCAGCGGUCGCAUCUCAUCCAGCACCAGAGAAUCCACACAGGGGAGAGGCCCUACAAGUGCUCUGAGUGCGGAAAGAGCUUCAGCAUGAGCUCGAAGCUCAUCCGGCACCAGGUAACCCACACCGGGGAGAAGCCCUACAAGUGUGCUGAGUGUGGGAAGAGCUUCUCCGGGAACUCGCAGCUCGUCCAGCACCAGCGAGUGCACACUGGGGAGAAACCCUACGAGUGCAGCAACUGCGGAAAGAGCUUCAGCGUGAGCUCAGCCCUGACACGACACCAGCGGGUCCACACUGGGGAGAAACCUUACGAGUGUGUGGAGUGUGGCAAGAGCUUCAGCCAGAGCUCUGAGCUCAUGAAGCACCAGCGGGUCCACACUGGGGAGAAGCCGUAUGAGUGCUCUGAGUGCGGGAAGAGCUUCACCGUGAGUUCAGCCCUCAUCCAACACCGGCGGUUCCACAUGGGUGAGCGCCCCUACAGGUGCACCGAGUGUGGAAAGAGCUUCACUGUAAGCUCCCACCUUAUCCAGCACCGCCGCUUUCACACCGGGGAGCGCCCCUUUGAGUGCACCGAGUGUGGGAAGAGCUUCCUGUGGAGAUCAGCCCUGCUCCGGCACUACCGGGUCCACACAGGAGAGAGGCCCUAUGCCUGCACUGACUGCGGGGACAGCUUUCGGCAGAGUGCCCAUCUCAUCCAGCACCGGCGCAUCCACACUGGGGAGCGUCCCUAUGCCUGUGUGAACUGUGGGAAGGGCUUCACCGUGAGCUCUGCACUCCUCCGGCACCAGCAGAUCCACAGGGGUGGAGAUCCUCAGGAGGGAAGAGCAAGUUCUAAGAGAGAUGGAAGAAGGGGAGAGUCGGUGCAAGGAGCUGAAUUGGAGGUUUGGGGAAGAGCCUGUGACACAGCAGAGGAAUCAGGUGGUGGCCAGAGGGAUUGCUCUUGGGAGAGCCAUUUCUCGAGAGAGAGAAAUGAGGUAGAGAAAUCAAAGAAAUGAAAUAGCUUGAAAAGGCUGGAAUGUACUUGGCGGUGUAUUUUAGAGGAAGGCAAACGCCUUACCUUUUGUCUCUGCAAGCAUGUUUCAGGCAAUUUAUAGAGUGAACCAAAUGCACCAUCUUAGACCCUGCAACGCUCUGACCAGCUAAACAAGAGCUCCCGUAUUCCCUCCCUGCCACCGCUUUGGUUAGAGGCCCUGAAUUACCCUCCUCGCUCUGUGGGCCAGGCCUGGGGCACGGAGAACCCUCACACGCCCCGUCCCGUCACUCGGGCCGGCCCGGCUGUGGCCCGCGUCCCACGUGACCGCUGCCCGGUGUCUGCCCAGGCCGGAGCCCCUGCGGGAGCCCGAACGCUGUACUAACGUGGCGUCAUUAUUUCUAAAACCGCCGAAUAAAACCACCGUUAAAAAAACACCGUUUCCGCCAUUUU